AUGCCCUUCUUCUCGCGCGUCUUCCGGAGCAAGGACUCCAGCGCGGCCAAGAAGCAGGCGAAACCCGCGACCACGACCGACCCGACCCCUGCGAGGCCCAAAUGGACCGACGCCUGGCAGCGCACCGAGGUGGCGCCCGAGGAGGUGGCCGACCUCGUCCGCGGCUGUGCGCAGGAAUUGAAGGCGCGAGCGCUUGACGUCCCCUUCCUCCUCCUUCCCUUCCGCCCAAGCUCCGAUCCCAGCGCCGCCCGCUCCUUCGUCCGCAACUAUUUCAACCAGUCCUUCGAGAAGGGCGCCCCGAUCACCGGAGAUGCCCUAAUGCAGGAGCUGCGGCUGAAUGAGCCGAUGGUCCUUUGCAGUGUCUUGAAAUGGUGCUGGAGCCGCUUGCCCGGUGGUGUCGUGACGUGGGAGGCAUAUGAAUUGUUCAAAGUUGGCGAACAAGAUUCGGAUCUGGCCCGCGACGCCUUCUCUACGUUCAUUCCAAUCAGUGUUGACUCCGACGCCCGCACCAAAAUCAUCAAUGACUUCUUCGAUCUGCUCGCAGCUAUUGCUGCGCACGGCAAGUCCAACGGUCUGGGAGGUCGCAAGCUGUCCCGCUAUGCAGGUUGGUGGGCUUUUGAGCAUACCGACACUGGCGGUGGCUUUGAGGCCUCCUAUAAAAACUGGGCUGCUGCGGCCGAUGCCACCAGCCAUCUUUUCUUCGCCUAUCUACGCUCGCUGACUCCCGAAGUGCCGCGCGGUGUGACUGUCCCUGGUCGAGGCAACCGAAUAUCCCCCGAGACCCCAACACUCCUUCAGGUGACGACUACUAAAGUUGUUAUGAUUGUCGACACUGUCUCACCGACCCCUUUCUCUCUGCUGCGCCGCGCCAAGAACUUUGAAUACCGGGACGAGCACUGGCACCUCCAGGAGUUCUCCAAUUAUGAAGACCCCAUCAAGGCAUUGACCGAUGAGUGUCUGCGUGUGUUGAGAUGUAUUUCUUCGACCAAUGAGUCCAGUGUGUCCACCUCAAAACACUCGACUAGUCUCCGCGAUGCAUCAUGGUCUCGAUUUGAAGAUAUUGGUUUCGGUGGCUCCAUCGAAUCGGAUCCGGAGGAUGAGGAGAACCAGCACCCGACAGGAACCAAGAGUGAACCUGCUGCGAGCCUGAGGACCGCGCCCCAAUCCCAAGGAGGAGAUCUCGGACGUCCCACCACUCCAUCCUGGGCAGACUUUAUGUCCUCUGGGUUCUCUGAGGAAAAUAACCUCAAAGAUCGCGUGGGUCCUUUGCUGCUGCCCCCGGACAAGGUUCUUCCUCCCAUCGCUGCCACCCGUGGCCAGAGUUCGCAGUCGCAUAAGCGGAACUUGGAAAGUGAAUCUUCAUUAGAGCCGGCCGAGCUAGCCAGCAUCAACACGUUGGAUCUGGACGACUCCUUCUGGUGGGUGUGGAUCACCAGUUUGUCUGAUGAUGAGCCUGCCACCCGCAAGGCCGUGUUCGGUCGCUGUGCCCUUCUGGAGACCGUCAUUCGGGAGACCAAGUGGCUGGUUCUGGAGGAGCAGGUCAAGGGUGCCGCUCCCGAGCCUGAGGCUGGCGCGCAAAUCGUCGAGAAAAAGCGCUUCUUCAGCUUCGGCAGUCGCAAGGGUGGAAAGUUGAGCCGCCGUAAGUCGUCGGCGAAGAAGGUCAACUCCAUUGAAGAUUCCUAUAAGCGUCCCAAUAACCAGGCUCCGCAAAGCAAGACCAGCAUCGGGCCUGAUCAGCACAAGCGGAUUCAGGCUGCCGCUGCGGCUCUGCAGAAGAAGAACCGUGAACAGGAGGCCGAAGCCAAGGAUCCUAGCACUGGCACUGGCACUGUGCGGGAAAACUACUCCACCAAGACCAACUCGGUCAUGACCCUUCAGCCGGCUAUCGUUAACGAGGCCUCGUCGGCCUUGAAGUGGACGAAGAACUAUGACAAGAAUGCCUACCGGGCUGCCUACCUCAGUGACGUCCGUGCUGGUACCGGUGCCCACGGUGAAGACAAGGAACCUGCUGAAGAAACCCAAGAGCCGGCAGCAGAGAAGCCCUCGACGCCUUUGGCGGCUCUGCCUCCGACAACAUCCAAGUCGGGACCCCCUCCUCCUCCCAAGGAUACCGCUGCUGUGGUCACACCCCUGCCACCUUCUCCUGAGCCGGCCAAGAAGACUUUUGAGGAGCCAACACUGCAGUUUGAGAAGACCAACUCCAAGACGGUUGUCGUUGAGGAUCCCGUUGAGACCCAGCCGAAGCAGUCUUUCGACGAGUCGAGCAAGAAGCUCAAGAAGAAGACCGGUAACACCGGCGGUUUCAAGGGCAUGUUCGGCACCGGCAAGAAGAAGGGCGAACAACCCCCGAUGAAGAGCACUGGCGCUAAGGAGAUCACUUCUGUGGCUGCUGCCCGCGCUGCCCUUGAAGCCAAGGCCGCGGCCGUCCAGGACUCGACUACCUCUUCUCCCAAGCCUGCGCCUGUGAAGAAGAAGCCUGUUCCUGAGAAGCCUGCAACUCCUGUUACUUCCGUAACUGUUCCCGUGGAGUCCCCAGGCUCGAAGGCUGAGAAGCCAUCGACUCCUCAGCAAGCUCCUGAGUUUCCUGAGCAGGCUCGUGUGGCUUUUUCCCCUGCUGGCAGUGGCGGUCCUCCCCAGACCCGUCACGCCGUUGAGUGUGACGCUAUGUCUCGUGUUGACACCAAUGAGCGCAACGCUGCCGAUCAAGAGUUCUCCAAAUUCGACCAGGGCCCUCUUCUGGACCAGCCUGCCUUCGUCACGGCUGACUCCCCGGUGGAGGCCACUUACGCUGAGACCAAGCUCCCCGAGACUCCGACCAAUGGUCACGAUGAGAAGGACCAGGUCACUUCUCAGGCUGAGCCCGUUGCUGUAGAGGAGAACCGGUGGGCGCAGAUUCGUAAGAAUGCUGCUGAGCGCCAGGCUGCUGCUGCUGCCACUACUACCGAGGAGCCCGAGGCUCGCGUCAGCCAGUCUGACCGAUCUGACGAGGGAGACACCAGUGCUGAAGAGUCCAUUGAAUCACGUGUCGCUCGCAUCAGAGCUCGUGUCGCCGAAUUGACUGGCAGCACCGAGCCCCCUCGCUAA
This is a messenger RNA of Penicillium argentinense, 3084 nucleotides long. Its product is annotated as DUF1708 domain-containing protein. Bases 1 to 3084 code for a protein of 1027 amino acids. Lineage: Eukaryota; Fungi; Ascomycota; Eurotiomycetes; Eurotiales; Aspergillaceae. The record is from RefSeq and is a predicted model, not a curated record. The transcript is spliced from 7 exons.